Messenger RNA from Penicillium verhagenii, 2166 nucleotides. RefSeq lists its product as uncharacterized. Lineage: Eukaryota; Fungi; Ascomycota; Eurotiomycetes; Eurotiales; Aspergillaceae. The coding region runs from base 1 to 2166 and encodes 721 amino acids. The record is from RefSeq and is a predicted model, not a curated record. The transcript has a single exon.
AUGGCGCCUAUCUCGAUUCGACAAAAUCACUCCUUUGCUCCUCCUCGCCCCCACAAAGGACCACCGACCAAACCAAUUGAGACAAGCGCCCGUAUUGACCCCAUCAUCUUCGUGGAGCUGUUUGUGGGCACUGUCGGAAUAUUCAUUCUUUCUGUCCUAAUUUGGAAGGCUGGGAAUUUUAUUCGCUCGUUUACUGAACACAAAGUGUUGGCAGAAGGGAAAUCACCACUGACUCGAUUCGCCAAGACAUGGUAUGGCUGGGUGACCCUCGAAACCCACGAAAGAAACAAACUGUUCUUCCGCAAAUUAUUUUCCAGGGUGCGAGAAUGGACAGCCUGGGAGUCACCAAGAACGAAUUAUCAGUGGAUAUGGUGGGACCCAGGCCAGGAGAUACUUCAGGCUCGACGCAAGGCUCGACGGACGAGAUGGCUGCCAAAGUUCUUGAUGAGCUAUGAAUCACCCCCCGCAGAUGCCAUCUGGAACCCGGGUCCGCCAGCAGAGUGUCACGGUGCGUUACUCGAAGCCUCCGCGCCCGAUCAGGUCUCGUUGGCAGAACUAGCGAGGGUUUCAGUGGAGGAGAAUAUCAAUCCGUUUCCACAGAAGCCCCAAAGGAUGCACGAUAAAAAAGAGAGCAUGGUUUUGUCAAUACCAGCGGAAGCACACAGGAAAAGCCACUCAAGAUUCAGCGCUGGCACAUCAGAGGAAAUAAUGGAAGGCAUUGUUUGGUGUGACGCAAGGACAAAUAUUCACUCAUCGACCACGUCAAUUGACGGCGAACGUUGCUCCAACUUGAAGGAAGAAUUUAUUGCAAGGCGACAGAAGUCUCAACGGAGAGGUUCGAGUCGCAAUGAAGGCGCCUGGCACUUAGUACAAUUUGAUGGUCCCGGUGGGCAUAGCACAGCCAAAUCUCCUUCAGCUUCACACAAAGUAGAUGAGGCCCCAAGAGACCGUCCACGCCAGACAGGACCUACAAUCCGUCGAAUGCAUCACCGGAGACAUCAGAUAUGGGCUGCAAAGAUGCAAGUCAAGGCUGCGAAAUCUUUAUUGCGAGAUUUGCGAGACUCUUCUGGUCCUCCCGGAACACCCAUAACCGAGCUAUUGGCUAGUCUGAUCUCAGAGGAUGGUUUCUCGGACAACGCAUCAGAGGACCAGGCAAUGAAAGGAAGUCAGCGCCUAAAAAAAUCAAUUGGUAGGCUUUCGAUGGCUUUUCGACCGAAUAUUGCGAAAAAGAGAUUUUCGUUUUCUGAUGACAACCCUGUCAAUGGAAUGAAGCCUGUCUACCAUACCGUACCUUCACGGCUAAACCCAAUACUCGAGAUACCGCAGGAUCCAGGGAAUGGGUGGCACUCUGUGCGUGACUUGCAGACUGCCUCUACCAGACACAACAUUUUUGACGUUUGGGAAGAUCAAGACAGCCCCCAUUCAAAACACCCAGAACAUCGAAUGUCGCAGUACCGAGGUUUGGCAGAUAGCAGCAUAGCUCUCGACGACCUGAGUGACUGGGAGCUGAGGCUCAUAGAUAAGCUGAAUCGAAAACUUACGUGGGUCUUCAACGAAACCAUACCUGGUCAAAAGCCGUACCAUUUUACUUUGCUUGCAAAUCAUUGGUUGAACCGUGAGACUUGGGUAGUGGUCGACCCCGUCUCAAGAGUCUCGACUGAUGCACGAAGAAUCCACGGUGACCCGCGAUUUAACGUUCCUUACCUGGAGCCAGACCUAAAGCCAAAGCCGAAGUACCCUGAUGUUGUGCGAAAGAGGGCACAAUUACCUCGAAUUGAUUACUGGCGUGCUGAGAUCAAUCGACAAAGAAGGGUUUCGGGAAUUCGGGAUGUGAUACGCCCAGUGGAUUUAUAUGAGGACUCUGCCGAAGAGCCACCAGAUGGGCAUAUUGACCCCGCUUGCUGGAUCUUGCCAAAGCCCCCACAGGGAUUCGAGAUGUCAACCAAGCAAAAGAACGCAUGGUACGAAGGAGGGGCAGGAUGGCAGGAACAGCUUGAUGAGUGGCAGAGGGUUCGUCGUGGAUAUCGUCUUCGUAAAGCCAUAUUUGAAGGCCGGGUCAACCGGAAUCGAGUGAAAGAGGUCGCCUCAAAUAUCAACAAAUAUUGUCGCCGUGCAUCGCUGAAAGUGAUCGUCCGGGAAGUUGAGAAAAAACCAAGCCUGACCUAA